AUGGCCAUGCUGGCUUCCAAACCCUCGUUUCCCACCGCUAUGGGAGGGGCCACAUAUCAAAACACCUCGCCCGCCUUCCGUAACAACAACAAUGCAGUAUAUGGCAGCCCUACCGAAUCCGAGUUUUCCGACUCUUCCAGAAUGUCUGACACAGUAAAGCNNAACAACAUCACUGGCGAGAACCUUAUGGACAUGGACCCUGCCACACUAAAAGAGAUGGGAGUUACCAAGAUCGGCGACCGCGUCCGCAUUGGUUCUCAGGCAAAGCUGUUCAGGACGACUGUCUAUAGGAAGACGACCACACUCGACGGCAAUGCCCAAGCGAACGCUCCUCCGGCCUCAUCACCACGCGAGCGUGCCGUCCUCUCCACCACACGGAUCCAACCUCCUCCUACAUCCCUUCGCGACAAGCGUAUCUCCCGUCGCAUUGACGGUCAAGACCUUGCAAAGGCAAACUCCCGCCCUUCUUCGCCAUUAAUAGACCAAGAGAAUCGUUCCCGUGUUCCCAUGCAAAAGAGCAACAGCACACCAUAUCUCCCCAAGCCAUCUCAGAGGCUUACCCCCGGCGAAACUCCUCCACGCUUCGGCGGCCCGGUCGCCGGUCACAUACGCUCAAGCCCCAGCGUCGACAACCUUGUCACUCACAGCAGCGCUCUACCUGCCGACAAGGCUCUGAUAAGAGUCAUCUUUGACAGCGGCCGCUCCUCCAUGAUCAACAUCGAAGGUUGCGAGACUGCCGACGACAUUGUUCUCAAGACUCUUAAGAAGGGUGCUCUCAAUGAGAACCACGUCAAGAACUUUUGCUUCUACCUCCUCGAUGGUUUGAACCCGGAUCCGAAAUACUGUCGUCGUUUGGGUGACACGGAAUUGCUUCGCAUCUGCAAUGAUCGCGUGCGUGGUGAGAGGNGUCGUCUCAUGCUCCGCAAGAUCCAUGCUGGAGAGCCCGAGGGAGAGCAGCUACGCAUCGCCGCCAAGAUUGCUGAAAAAGAAGCCCCCUCACCUCCUGCAAUUGAGGUACAGCAACCCAUCAACAAAUCAAAGAGCCACCUCAAGAUUGAGCAGCUUAUUGGCGAGCCUUUGGCUGCUGUCAGCUACCCAAUGUCUCCUGCCUCGUUGCUCGAGCGUGAGAGAAACUCAUACUUUGCUGCUCAGCCCGCCAUCAAUACCGCCGGUGCCAGAGCACGUAAACUCAAAGAAUUUUAUGGCGCCCGCCCACCUACCGAACUCAUUACCCAGGAUCUCACGUCAUACUUCCCGGACAUUGAGAAGGAAGAGAUGGACAAGACAGUACGCAUGUCGAUCCGCCGCUCACGCAGACUCAGCAGAGCUGCCAACCGCCUAAGUACUAUGAGUAGCUUCAGCGUUGCCUCGAGUCUCAAAGACGCUCCUCCGCUUCCCACCAUCGCCGACAGCUGGUUGAACUCGGCCAACCACCCGAAACCUCUUCGUCCUCUCUCUGUUGUACGUCUUGGUCGUCCCGUUUCCAACUACCGCGACUCGAUCACAUCAUCUGUACUUGAGCCUCUGGACGAGGAGUCACCCCUGGAGCCCAACCGCAAGUCCUAUGUUUCUUUCGGCGCCGACAGCGGGUCCGAUUCUGUCGCUGUCACUGAUCCAGAAGGAAACACUAUCAUGCAGAGCUACUUCGACGAUACCGGUAGCACCAGUCCCGCAAAUACCGAGAACGGUGGAUCUCUCAACUCUCGUCUCAGUCAAGUCAUUGCUGAGGAUGGCGAAGAAUCUGACGAUGAACUGAUGGAACAUCUGGAAAACGACAGUUGGGAGAACCUCAAGUACAUGAAGGGUGCCAUGAUUGGAUAA
Molecule: messenger RNA, 1821 nt
Organism: Aureobasidium vineae
Lineage: Eukaryota; Fungi; Ascomycota; Dothideomycetes; Dothideales; Saccotheciaceae
Source: the annotation of a GenBank genome assembly